CAAAUUCAUAUUUUUUCUCUAGAAGUAAAAAUUGGAAAUGAGAUCUUGAAUUAAAAUAUUUAAAUCAAAUGAAAGAAAACAUUCAAAUGUCUUUAAAAAUAAUCUCGAACUUCACCAUAAUCCUCUUCGGAUUACUGUGCAUUCAACAUACCAAUGGGCUGUAUGAAGAUCAGAUAAAGAAAUUCGAUUGGAGAAAUCAACAUAUUGGUAACCUGAUCUCGGCCUAUCUUGAUUUGGGUGCUCCCAAUAGUCGUUUGCUUGUGACCACAUCGGAAAAUGUGUUUGCGUCUCUGUGUCCCAAAACUGGCGAUAUUCAGUGGCGUCAAAUUUUUGAAAAAAGUCCACGUGGUGAUAUCAAAUUCAGUUAUAACUUUAAUGAACAAUUAACUGGAACAGCUGCUGCCCGACGUAACUCCAAUCAUAAUUUUGAUUUGCUUACGGUUCAGGGUGUAGCUCCUGCAAUUGUUCGCGGAUGGAAUGCCGCAAGUGGCAACAUCGAAUGGGAAUGGUCAUUGAUGCCAAUCAAUCCUGAUAAAGCCGAUGGCGCAUUUUGGUUCUUUUCCAAUGCAAUGUUGUAUCAUGUGAUCCCAUUAUGGGGAUCGCAUUUAGAAAUCACUAGAUACUUUGCCACGUCUGGUCAAUUGGCUGAUACUUCUACCACAAAAAUAAUUGCACCAUGGAUUGAUCGGGAGAAAUGUAUACAAGCUGGUUUCUACUAUUCAUGCCUGGAAGGCAGUCAGUUGAUUAGUUUGAACCUGGUAUCAACUGAUGCAAAUAUUAUUAAAAAACAACUUCCCAGUGUACCAAAGUCAAAGCCACAUUCUCUAAAGGGAGAAGAUGGUAUUAUCGUUAUCGAAGGGCAACUAGUCAGUGUUGAUGAUUCUGUAAAAGUAUGUCCACUCGCCAAUGGAGGUAGUUACAUAAAAGCGGCCUACAACCAAAUGGGAGUUCUAUUACAAGCUACUCUUGAAAAUCAUAUGCUGACAAUUAAUGCCUUUAAUGCAAAGACUUGCGAUAAUAUCAAGGAGCUGCAGAAUGCUGUUCCAUACCCUGUUCAUUAUGGCCAGCCAACACUGCAAACGUUCGAUUGUGUUUCUGGACGCAAUGAUGGCAAAGGAUGUGCCUUUGUUUUGUCGACCAGCGAUGAGGCUAUUCUCACUGUCCAACAAAAUAAAAUCCGUUGGGCUCGGGAAGAGUCAUUGGCUAAUAUUGUAGCAGUUGAAUUUAUUGAUUUACCUUUGGCCGAUGAAGAAGGAGCAAUUGAAAGCGAAAUGAAAAAUAAGCCAGAGGAAAUCGGAAUUGAGAGUGAUAUUGCUGGGGCAUUUAUACGCCGCAUUACUGGUCAAAGUGCUUUGGCCAAAAGCCUAUUCCUUCAUGUAAUGGGAUUUGUUCCUAAGCAAACUGAUACACAAAAAGCUGGACUAGUUCGUGAUUCCUUUGGAUUGCACAAAAUGCUUGUCGUACUUACUAAAGCUGGAAAACUUUUUGGAAUUGAUAACAUAAGCAGUAAAAAACACUGGAUGCAAUACCUUCCCACGUUAGGAAAUUUCGAAAAUGAACAAAAUAUGCGAUUAAUUGUUCAACGGACAUCAAAGCAUUUUCCAUUACAGCCAAUGUGUGCCGUUGUUGCUAGAAAUAUUGAAACUGGAAAUGGUGUGGUUUUUAGUUUUAAUCCCAUCACUGGCAAACCCACUUCAGAGGGUUUGAUUUCAUUGAAUUACCAAAUAAAACAAAUGAGUAUGCUUCGUGAGAACGAAAACGACUUUGUAAAGGGAAUAUUGCUGAUGGAUCAACAUAAUGUUGUUCAUGUAGUACCUUCCAAUUCAAAGUCUAUGGCUGAUGGAAUGUACAUAUUUACAGCAGAAAAAUCUUCAGCAGAACUGAAUGGAUAUCUUGUAAAGCUGGUCGGGAAUGAACUCAAAACACUACCGAUUUGGAAUGCAAGAUUAGGUGGUCAUAGUGGUGAACAUCAAAUUAUUGCUGUUGCAUCAAAGAAUCCAAUCGAACGUGUCCACUCACAGGGCAGAGUUUUAAAUGAUAGAUCCGUAAUGUACAAAUACAUGAAUCCAAAUUUGGUUGCUGUUGUAACACAAGCUUUGGAUAGUAUUCAUAAAUACAUAAUGAAUGUGCAUUUAAUUGAUGUUGUUUCUGGACAAGUUGUGUUCUCAAUGACACAUCGGAAAGUACGUGGCCCCUUCAAUAUUGUUCAUUCAGAGAAUUGGUUGGCCUACAGCUAUUACAAUGACAAAGUUCGGCGAACUGAAAUAACUACGAUUGAAUUAUAUGAAAGUAAAACUCAAACGAACAGUACCGUUUGGAGUUCUUUAAAUGCACCAACAUUGCCAUUGGUCGAAAGGCAAUCCUACAUUAUUCCAACUUCUGUAGAAACCCUCAAGGAAACCAUCACCGAACGUGGAAUCACAAACAAACAUGUUCUUCUUGGAACAUCAAGUGGUGCUAUUGUAGAGAUGCCCUGGGUGCUUUUAGAUCCCCGCAGACCAAUAACAAUGCCCAAUCAAGCACGUGAAGAAGGUUCUAUUCCUUAUAUUCCAGAACUGCCACUUCCUACAGAAAAUAUAGUCAACUACAAUCAAACUAUCGCAAGAAUAAGAAACAUAUUCACAGCUCCAAGUGGCCUAGAAAGUACGUGUCUUGUUGUAGCAACAGGAUUAGAUUUGUUUGUGACACGAGUUUCACCAUCAAAAACUUUCGAUUUACUAAAAGAGGAUUUUGAUUAUUUCUUAAUUACAAUCGUUCUAAUUGCCCUCACUACAAGUUCUCUGGUAGUGAAACAUCUAUCAGCGAGAAAAAUUCUAAAACAAGCAUGGAAAUAGAAAAUAUUAUUUUUUGUUUAGGUUUAAUUAAAAACAAAAUAGUAAUUGAGUUUUGGUAUUUUAAUAAAAAAUAUUAACUUAAAAAAUACAUAGAUAAAUUAUAAUUUUUGCAGUGCAGAAAUUUUAUAAACAAAAAUAAAAUGUGCUGCACGCACGCCCUUUAAAAUAUA
Eupeodes corollae is the source of this 3004-nucleotide messenger RNA. It is a transcript of the gene EMC1, whose product is annotated as ER membrane protein complex subunit 1. Gene Ontology annotation, cellular component: EMC complex. The record is from RefSeq and is a predicted model, not a curated record. Gene Ontology annotation, biological process: protein folding in endoplasmic reticulum. The transcript is spliced from 14 exons. NCBI's taxonomy places the organism in Eukaryota, Metazoa, Arthropoda, Insecta, Diptera, Syrphidae. Bases 69 to 2834 code for a protein of 921 amino acids.